This is a messenger RNA of Paramormyrops kingsleyae, 5838 nucleotides long. The record is from RefSeq and is a predicted model, not a curated record. NCBI's taxonomy places the organism in Eukaryota, Metazoa, Chordata, Actinopteri, Osteoglossiformes, Mormyridae.
CUCCAGCUUUCCCAACAAGCAGAAGAGCCACGAGGCCCCAUCAGCCAUGAACUCCAACGCGGGCAGCAACCUGACGGAGCUCGACCGACUGCUGCUAGAGCUGAACGCUGUGCAGCAGAGCACGCCCUGCUUCCCCACCACAGAAGAGGCCCCACCCCCUUUGCCAUCCAUCAGCACCACCUACUACAUUCAGGAGAACGGAGGCUCCACCCCUGUCAAGUCAGCUCCGCCCACCACAGAGAAACCCAGCCGCAACGGGGCCCGCAGCGUCGAUGAAGUACGGCCCAGUGUGGAGAGCCUCCUGGAUGAGCUGGAAAGCUCCGUGCCCAGUCCCACGCCCGGAAUCCUGGAGGUGCGGGGCGAGCCCCCAGACGACGGCCAGGAGACCCCUGCCCAGCAGCAAGCCCGGAUCUCCGCCUCAUCCGCCACGAGGGAGCUGGAUGAGCUCAUGGCCUGUCUUUCCGACUUCAAGCCCACUUCACUGGCGUCUCUUGGCAUGGAUUCCAUGCCUGAACAGGCCUUUACCCCCCCUAGUGCCCUUUCUGCCCCCUCGUCUGCCAGCCUAGUCCGUCAGCCUGCCCGCGAUUUGCCCCUCCGUCCCCACCCAGGGUCCCUGGAAUUCUUGCACAUUGAAGAGGAGGGGGUGGUGGAUGUGGAGGGCCCAGCUCUGGCCCCCGCCUCGGCCGCCUCCCGGGGUUCACCACUCUCACGCUCCCCCAUCCCUAGAAGCAAAGAGCCCGAGAGCGAUGCCAUUAUUGACGUUUCGGCCUCCAUGCUGCUCUCCCGCCUGGAGUCGUUGGUGGUUCUUUCAGACUCCGUGGCCCCUGCUCGCACUGUCGCAGGUCCCAGCAACCUUCCCGGUGACGCCGCUCUCUCUAAAAGCCCCGUUGACUCCACAGUUCCCCUUGUUACUAAAGCUUUUAGUGUUCCAGUCUAUCCAGCUGCUAUGAGCCCCAUUUCCCAGCUUGAGUCCUCGCUUCCCGUCGCUUCUCUGAAGUCUCCAGUCCCGCCGGUCUCUUCGAGCGCCGCAUCCCGCACUCCCCCCCCCGUCCCGACUUUUAAGUCUGAGCCCUCACCUGCCCCUGGUGUCUCUGACGCACCAGCAGUCGGCAAGCAGCCAGCGUGUGCAGUGGAGCCCAGGGUAACGCACCCUGCCGCCCAAGAACCCUGGUUGGAUGAGGCCCUGGAUAAGCUGCUGUCUGUGAGCUUUGCAGCCUCGGAGAUGCCGGUGGAGCCGUUGCAGGAGAUACAUGAGGCACCCAUGCUGGCUAUGGACCGGAGGGACGUACUGCCUGAUAUGUACACUGGGACGGAGGGUUUAGAAGCAACCGCGGCGACAGAGUACGGGAGAGAGCUGCUGGACUGGGUGGAGCUGGAGCUAAGGGAUGAGAUGGAUGCGAUGGACACCAGCUGGAUGGACACCUACCCUCCUUCCACGCCGGAAGACCAACUCGAGCUGCCCCUGCUGCAGCCGUCAGCCGUGGAGAGGGUGUCUGCUUCUGGCCACAUCAAGUCUGUGAUCUGCCGUACCAAAGAGACGUCCAACGUGCACCCCAUGUUCCGCGAGGGCCACCCUCGGCGCAAGAUGGGUCCCCUCAUCUUCCACAAGAACAGCUCCCAGGACAAGCUGAUCGAGGAGCUCCAGGGAAAGCUGGGAAUUGGGCGCAAGGAGCGUCGACCGAGGCUGCAGGAUGACUGGCUCACCGAAGGCGUUGUCGUCAUGUCCAGACCUCACCGCACUCGCGAGGAAAGCUCAAGCAUGGAGGUGGAUAAGAUUAUUAUCCCACCAGAAUCUCCUGUUCCACAGAGGAAAGUCCUCCCCCCUCCACAAUCCCCACCACCCCCUCUACACCAACCUCCUAUCGCAGAGCCAAAAAGGCCUCCUCCUGUGAAACAGGCUCAGCUUCCUGUGCCUCCACCUCCACCUCCUCCCCCGUCAUCGGUCCCUCAGCCUCUCCCCCCCAAGCCACCAGCACCGGCUUUGCCCCAGAACUCCCCCAAUCCUUCUAGCCCACCCAGCCCCCCAAAACAGCCCCUGCCACCCCCUUAUGUCCCCAGACCAGCAGAGCCCCCAGUCCCUGUCUCCACAGCCCAGCCUCCUCAUCACCCAUUGGUUCAACCUACUCCUGCUGCCCCCAGGGUCCUGGUGUCCACUGCGGUCCAGACUGAGGAGGACGCUCUGUUUCCUCCAAUGCAGAUCAUGGCCCAGGGGAAAGGUGCAGGAUCCCCAACCGGCAGCAGCGGCGCCCCCCCCAAAGAGGUCAACAAGCUGGACAACAUGCUGGGUAGCCUGCAAUCAGACCUGAACCGGCUGGGAGUGCGGACUCUAGCCAAGGGCGUGUGUGGGGCCUGCAGCAAACCCAUCGCCGGCCAGGUUGUCACGGCGAUGGGCAGGACAUGGCACCCAGAGCACUUUGUGUGCACGCACUGCCAGGAAGAGAUUGGCUCUCGCAAUUUCUUUGAGCGUGAGGGGCAGCCAUACUGCGAGAGGGACUACCACUCCCUGUUCUCGCCCCGCUGCUACUACUGCAACGGCCCCAUCCUGGAUAAAGUGGUAACGGCUCUGGAGAAGACCUGGCACCCUGAGCACUUCUUCUGUGCCCAGUGUGGAGCCUUCUUUGGCCCGGAGGGCUUCCAUGAGAAGGACGGCAAGGCGUACUGCAGGAAGGAUUACUUUGACAUGUUUGCCCCCAAGUGUGGGGGCUGUGCUCGAGCCAUCCUGGAGAACUACAUCUCUGCCCUGAAUGCACUCUGGCACCCGGAGUGCUUUGUGUGCAGGGAGUGCUUCACGCCUUUUGUGAAUGGCAGCUUCUUCGAGCACGAGGGCCAGCCGUACUGUGAGUCGCACUACCACGAGCGGCGCGGCUCGCUGUGCUCCGGCUGCCAGAAGCCAAUCACGGGCCGCUGCAUCACCGCCAUGGGUCGGAAGUUCCACCCCGAGCACUUCGUCUGUGCCUUCUGCCUCAAGCAGCUCAACAAAGGCACCUUCAAGGAGCAGAACGACAAGCCCUACUGUCAGACCUGCUUCGUCAAGCUCUUCAGCUAGAGGGCAGGGAAGCGGGUGGAUGCGUGUACGUGUGCGUGUGUGUGUACCGGCGUGACCCUCUGCAGUGGGCGAGCUGGGGUUACUGUUCAGCAUGGGGGAGCAGGUUUUGUGUCGUCUUGAAAUGUGAGCGCCCUCUACUGGGGAGGGGGGACUGCUCAGAUCCAGUGGGUCAGGAGAUGUUCCAAAGAUCAGGAAUCGAGGAAUUACCAAAAUGACUUAGUUUGCUUUGGAAUGUGAUGGAGGUGGGACAGGUCAGGUGUAGCAGACAGAUGUGGAAAUGCAUCGCGGGCCAGGUGGUCUCUGCUCACUGGUUCAGUGUGUGUGUUGGACACUGGCACUGGUGUUUUAAAUAUUUUGCUCAGUUCAGUUGGACAAAUUAGGUUUUAACUCUGUAGCCCUGUGAUGUCCUGCGAUGUGAUUUAACACUCUCAGCUGAGCCAGUGGAAGCCCUUUAGAAAGCUUCUCGUUGCAUUGUUGGCUUUUGGGAAGAGAGAAAACAAAUGUAGCUAAAAUGAGAUUUGAUGGUCUUGGGGCAGCGGGACACUGAUCGCGUGUAUUUCUGUACCAAGUUCACACACAAACUGGGUGGAAGCUGCCCACCUUAUAGAUGAUGUUGCAACUUCCAGAAGCUCUUCUGAAACCCUUGUUAGUUCUGUCUUUCCAACUGGCCACAUGGUUUGGUCAAUAUGUAAAGGUGAUUCUUUUCUACAAUUUUACUACAGAAUUUAUAAGAAAGAGAAUUAAAUGUAUGCAGAUAUCUAGAAUAAGUGUAAAAGUAUUCAGAUCCAGAUUCUCAGACACAGGCAGGACUACUUGUGUUUUUUCCAGGUGCCAUGCUUUUAAUUCUUUUGGACGUAGAGCACAAGGUCCAUGUUACUUCUUCACCGAAAUCAUAGCAAUAAAAAAGGCUGCUUUCCGACGCUUACUGUCAGCACACCGUCCUCAACAGGGCUGUCUGAUCUCCCCGAAAGUGAGGUGACCCCCUUCUACUUUGUGCUUCCUUUAACAAACUCGUUUGAGCCCUGAGGUCUCGUACCAGUCAGAAAUGUGAAUUUUUAAUAGGGUGGGGUGGGUGCUGUGUCCAUGAUUCGGGAAACAACUCAUCAAAACACAAUAAGUCAGCUUCCUAUGACUACAGUAAGUUCAGCAUAGAGACCGAUCAGAUAUAACAUUAUAUUUUCUGUUAAUACACAUUUUGGAGAACUUUAUAAAAUGCUGUUUUUAUAUAUUCUUGAUGUUCUAUACAGAAUGCAGAACCGAAAUAUAUUAGCUACAGGUGUAAUUUAUGUUUAAUGGAGAACCACUCUUGUGAAUUGGAACCUCGAUUUUACCUUCUGUAGAAACUAAUUGCUGUGGAGAUGGCAGUUAUGUCACUGUACAUGUCUCUCCCAUGAUUCUCUGUUUUCUUGUGGGUAAAUAGAAUAUUUUGUUUUCUAUCUUGCUCUCCUACUGGUAACACAAGGCCAUCCCUGAGCAAUACUGCUGUUUCUUUUUAAUUACACUUUUCUUGUUUUGUGUUGUAAACAAUCUCUGUAUGCUUCAUUUGCCGAGAAUUUUAUGAAGUCUUAAACAUUCAUUCAGGCAUUUAAGUUCCUUUUAAAACAUAAUAAUGAUUGGAGUAUAAUUUAGUCAUAUUCAUUACAGUAAAACUUAAGGGUAUGAAAAAAAUGAAGUACGGUAUGUAUCCUAAACCUUUCUUGAAGCCCAUCUGAAGGUCACAGAAAUAUCCUGCAGACAGUGUGUAAUAUUCAGGUAAAAGCAUUAUGGAAGCGAACUUGAAUCUCUGUUUAUACUUUACUUGUGACCAGUUUAAAUGUUUUUCUAUAUUCGAAGCUUACAAUUGAUACAUCUGAAAUUGCAAUUUCAUAUUAGAAAAAUGGAAACACUCCCCCUUUGAAGUGACUGGCUGACUUGGAGAAUUUUAAUGUGUUUUUUAUACUAAAACCAGGCUGGAAAUAUAAAUCACCGACAGAUUUAGUGCUGUGAAGAAAAGCCAUUACCUAUUUGUAAGUAGCUAAAUAAGCAGUUGUGCCAAAGUUUCAAUGCAAUGUCUAUUACACUGUGUGCAGCUGGCGAGCUGAGCUGCCAGAUUCCUGCUACAAGCGGAUUGGUCAGGCCAUCACGAUGUCAUCAGCAGAAGAGGCCAGUAAUUGGCAGCUUUCCAUUUGGGUCUGUUAAUCCACUGGAAGGCGUGGAGCGGAAGUAGCUUUAAAAGGAUGGGCUGCCUCUUUAAGGCCCUCACGGUGGGCACUCAGCAGCCGCUUUCACUGUAUCAAUGCAGACGGGCAUACUGGCACAUCCGGCCUGCCUCAGAGUGAAUCCGCUAUGUCCGACAUUCAUCGCCAUGCCGGAAAGGACCUGUGGAGGGCCUCAGGCCACACCUGCAUUUUUUCUGAGUGGCUAAGGGAAGAUGCAGUGUGCCAGGGAGCAUCUGCCUGGGUACAAAGACGGCACUCUUUUAUACUGGCCAGCUAGUGAAGGUUUCCAGGUUAAUGUUCCUGCACUGGACAAAUUCCUAAAAAGGUUCUCUAGCUUUAUUUUAUUAAACCAGUUACUUUAGGACUGAUUUAUUUUUUUUGCUUUUAAACUUCCUAUGAUUUCUGGAAUCUAUUUAAAACCUCACCUUUAAACUUAUAUGAAUUACACAGAUUAUCUUGAUUUUUUUUUUCCAUUUAUCUUGCUUAUCAGGCCAAAAGUAAGAGCCUUUUUUAAAUGACAUUCAGUCUGUCAAUUGCGAUCACUGAUUCAUUUAAUUUUCUGUGAUUAACUCAAUAAAAACAAGCUUUUUGGUA